This is a messenger RNA of Daldinia vernicosa, 1064 nucleotides long. RefSeq lists its product as uncharacterized. The transcript has a single exon. The record is from RefSeq and is a predicted model, not a curated record. Gene Ontology annotation, molecular function: protein binding. The coding region runs from base 177 to 866 and encodes 229 amino acids. Lineage: Eukaryota; Fungi; Ascomycota; Sordariomycetes; Xylariales; Hypoxylaceae.
GAACAAUUACCACGACAAAGAACCAUACAAUCGUAUCGAGGCCGUAUUUAACAGUCUACACCCCAGUCCAUCGCCGCACGUCAAACCCCGUUGUUCGCUGAACAUUAACAGAAAUAGACAAAGAAAUACCACAUAGACCAUUAGCUGGUAGUUAACUAAAAUCGAAUCUAAUAACCAUGUCAGGCAACCCAUCCCCACUCCUCGGCCUCCCCGGCGAUAUCUACGCUACGAUCCUCGAGUACAUCACCGAGCCGCGGGAUUACUUCCAUCUGGCGCAAACCUGCCGCAGCCUAUGGGAACACGACGACAACGACGACCCGAUAUACAGGUGCGUGGUGCUCGACUCCCGGAUCCUCUGGAGCAACAUAAUCGGCGGCCCGGGCUCGAGUACCCGGCGAUGGCCCGAGGGCUACGAGCCGCUGCUGUACUGGUGUCUGCGGACGCGGCAGCCCGUGCACGUCGUGGCGCGCUUCGUCUAUUGUUAUUAUAGGGUGUAUCCGGAGGUGAUACAGGGGUCGCGAACGUCGGCGCUCCGGACGGCGGCCGUGUACGCCAUCGCCGCGAACCACCGCGGCGCGCUGCAGGUCAUGCUCGACAUGCGCGUGAUACCGCCGCUGGCGGACAUGGGCGAGCAGUACAUGAACUGGGCCGUCGAGCUGUGCGAUGACCUCGCGAUCCCGCGCUGGCUGGUCGAGAACGGAGUCCGGGUCACUGCGCCGCACAUGUUUGCCCUUGAUAGGAGGGGGCUCGCGCCGAGUCCUGACGCCGACUGGAUGUGGUUUUGGAACCAUUACCGUUCGCCCGUGGCGGCCACUGCGACCAUCGCAGGCAACGCGGGCAACGCAAGUAAUACAGGGGGGCCGUAAGCUCGGAUACGUAAGUAAUAAUAGCGUUCCCCUGAGCGUGAUCAUGGCUUCGCUGGAACUUGAGAAGAGAUAAUGCGCUUCUAAUUGGACUUAGAUACGACGCGCUCUUUAUCAUAGGUAUAUAGGUACUUGGCAAGUUGGGUAGGUAGAAAAAUUGUAAUUCGAAAUUACCCCUAAACAGCAUUAUUUGAUUAGCAU